This is a messenger RNA of Sphaerulina musiva SO2202, 1249 nucleotides long. RefSeq names its product RNI-like protein. Gene Ontology annotation, biological process: SCF-dependent proteasomal ubiquitin-dependent protein catabolic process. Gene Ontology annotation, cellular component: SCF ubiquitin ligase complex. The transcript has a single exon. Lineage: Eukaryota; Fungi; Ascomycota; Dothideomycetes; Mycosphaerellales; Mycosphaerellaceae. The record is from RefSeq and is a predicted model, not a curated record. Bases 84 to 1043 code for a protein of 319 amino acids.
AGGACUACCACCAGAUCUUUGCAGUGGUCCCCAAAAUAGAGAAGCUGGUUCUAGGGAAUUGCUGCCAAUUAAAGGAUAAGGCGAUGGACUAUAUGCUCGAGCGCUGUCGCAACCUCAGACACCUGCAACUCUACGCUGCUAACCUUGUUUCCGAUCGCAUGUGGCACCGUGUGUUUCGUGAGAUGGGCGAGCGGCUUGAGACAGUCAUGCUGACAUGGCUAGAUGCGUCGUUCGAAGACCUGGCUGUACAGGACAUGGUACGACAUUGUACCAACAUCAGGCGCUUGAAAUUGAAGCUCUGUCGCCGCAUUGGCCAGGAUGCCGUGAGAGCGAUCGCAGAGCUUCCAAAUCUUGAGCGUCUGUCCUUACUGAUGAACAGGGAGGUGAACGUCGAUGUGCUUGUGGACCUUGUUCAGAAGCGGGGAUCCAAGCUCCGGACACUGUCACUCGAGAAGUUCUUUGACCUCGAUGACAGUGUGCUGCAAGCUAUUCACGACAAGUGCAGUGUACUGUCGAAAUUGCGCAUUUCGGACAAUGAUACAGCAUCCGAUGCCGGCUACGCUGCUCUUUUCACGGACUGGUCAAAUUUGCCACUCACGUUUGUCGACUUCAAUAGUGACCGAGACGUGGACAACAACAACUCCGAGGGGCCGGCACAAGCGAUCGGUUUUGCAUCCGCAGGUUUCAAGGCUUUGAUGAAGCAUUCCGGUUCUCAUCUGCAGCAUGUUGAUGUGGCGUCGUGCCGACAUAUCGAGCUCUCCGCAUUUAUGGAUGUCUUCAAUGGAGGUCAGAACUAUCCUGCGCUCGAGUAUAUCAACGUCAGCUUCUGCAACCGCGUUGAUAACGCAGUCAUCACGGGCAUCUUCCGAAGCUGUCCUGCCCUGAAGAAGCUUGUUGCGUUUGGGUGCUUUGAAGUUGCAGAUAUCGUGGUACCACGCACCAUUGCUCUCAUUGGCAUUCCGAAGGCGCAAGACGCAAUCGAGCAGUAUGGUGUGGGGAUCGAUGUCGAUGAGGCCGUGGAGCGGAUGAUGGAAGUUGCAUGAUUGCAGGUGGUCGUUAAGUUUGCGAUGAAUGACGAACAUCAAUGGUACACAGAACAAGAAAAGGGCAUUAGCGCGAGAUGACAGUGCGCUUAAUAGGUAUCGAUCUUUAUGUUCCAUCGAAUCCCCCAGUGUCGGGAUUAUGCACAGCCAAGUGCACUGGUUCAUGUUGACGAUGAUGCCGGUGACUAGAUGUAGGUAUGUUACCU